AAUUUAUUCUAUAUACUUCCUUUUUCUACAGACACAACAGUGAACCCGCCGUGGCGUGCUAAGACAGUAGGACAGGUCUGCGGUCGUCCAGCUGAUACCUGAAAAUGUCCCUCCCUCGCCAGCUAAGGGAUGAAAGUGACUUUGAGCAGCUUCCAGAAGACGUUGCUGUGUCUGCCCAUAUUGCUGAUAUAGAGGAGAGAAGUGGUUUCUCAGUGUACUACACUUUUGUGAUCGAGGUCAAAACAAAAGGUGGAUCUAAGUAUUUUAUAUACAGGAGAUAUAGCCAGUUCUUCACUCUGCACGCAAAGCUGGAAAACAAUUAUGGACCUGAAAAUGGCAUGGCACCUUAUAUUUGCACCUUUCCACCAUUACCACAAAAGAUUUAUGUUGGGAACAAAAAGGAAAUUGCUGAGAGCCGCAUAACUAUCUUGAGUGCCUACAUAAAGGCGCUUCUGAAUUUACCUACCUGGAUUCUAUUAGAUGAAGACCUUCGUUUGUUCUUCCACCAAACAGCAGAUGACAGUGUGAGAAUACCUCGAGCCUUGCGCAGGUUACGUCCACCUACCCGAAAAAUUAAGAAGAACUCCCAGCACAUUUCAGAUAUGGAGCGACCCCGGGCGGAGGCUGUCUUUGACUUUAAGGGGAACGCUGACCAAGAACUUAGCUUUAAGUCUGGAGAUCUCAUAUAUCUUUUAAGUCGAGUCAACAAGAACUGGUUGGAGGGAUCUACUCCAGAUGGAAUAGGAAUAUUUCCCCAGUCCUUUGUGAGAAUUAUCAAGGAUCUUCCAGUGGAAAAAUUUCCUGUCAGCUGCCUACGAUGUUAUUUCCAUGAUUAUGAUGUGUGUGCAAUCAGAGAUAUCCCUCUAGAAGAGGAUGUGAAGAAACGACCGUCAUGCAAUGAACUGCUAGAAUUAAUGAGAAAUCAGUUCCCUGACGUUGACCUGGCCUUGAAUAUGAAGGACUCCCAUGGUGAUCUGAUUCGCCUGGUGGACAACAGUGACAUGGAGCUUCUUGUUACAAAGGGAAAAAGAAAAUUGCAUCUAGAGAACUUCUUUCCCUGGGAAUUACAUAUCACACGGAGUGAUGACCUAGAUGUGUAUAAAAAUGUGGAAUGAGCUGGAAAUCAGCUGCUGGAGAUGUUAGAAAUUGUAGGAAAAAUUUUGAACCCCUGUCUCUGUGCAGCCUUGAGAUUUUCUAGUAGCAGGAUCUGAAUUUUCACUCUGUUCCGUCAGGCAGCUCAGCUGAAUGGCUCCUUGUCUCUCUCCUUGAUACUCAUUAUAGCUUAAUUGUUAUCUUACUGAUAAGAAUGUGGCUUAAAUAAGCGUUUAUGACCUUUUGGUAAAGUGAAAGUUAAAACUACCAUUCAUACAGCUAGAUAAACUGUUAACUCUUUUUGACAGAACAA
Molecule: messenger RNA, 1405 nt
Organism: Bufo bufo (common toad)
Lineage: Eukaryota; Metazoa; Chordata; Amphibia; Anura; Bufonidae
Gene: NCF4
Product: neutrophil cytosolic factor 4
Exons: 11
Coding region: 105-1115 (336 amino acids)
Biological process (GO): respiratory burst; phagocytosis; superoxide anion generation
Cellular component (GO): NADPH oxidase complex
Molecular function (GO): phosphatidylinositol binding; superoxide-generating NADPH oxidase activator activity; protein binding
Source: RefSeq, a predicted model, not a curated record